GCCGAGGACUGGAGGGGUGGGGACCCAGGGAGUGGCGGCGGUCCGGAGUCUAGGCGACGGGGCGUGACGGGGCCGGAAGGUGGCGGGAGGGGGCCGGGUCGGAGCGGGCCGGAGGGCCAGGUCCGGAGGCCCCCACCCUGGCGUGCCCGCCCCCUCCGCGGCAGAGGAGGAAGAGGAGGAUGAUCUCCAGAUACACUCGGAAGGCGGUGCCUCAGAGCUUGGAGCUGAAAUAUAACUUUUUAAAAAAUCUUUCACAGGAAAGGAAUAACAAAACAUGCUAUUAGUCAUCAUCCUCUUCCAGAGCAGCUAGAUGAAAUUUCUUCUACCAAUGAAAGCCAUGAAAAAGACACCAGUUCCCAAAGUGAGUCUGACAUCACACAAGAAUCGCCUUUUACAUCAGCUGACACUGGGAAUUCAAGAUCUGCUUUUCCAAGCUAUACAGGCACAGGGAUCUCUACAGAAGGCAGCUCAGACUUCUCCUGGGGCUAUGGAACUUGAUCAAAAUGCCACUGAAAAAGUCCAGGCAAUGUUCACAGCCAUUGACGAGCUCUUAUAUGAGCAGAAGUUGAGUGUGCAUACUAAGAGUCUACAAGAAGAGUGCCAACAAUGGACAUGUAGCUUUCCUCACCUCAGGCUUCUGGGUAGGCAGAUAAUCACUCCAAGUGAAGGUUAUGGACUGUAUCCUAGAUCCCCUUCUGUUGUUUCAGCUUCACAGGAGGCAACACUUUCUCAAGAAAGAGAUUCUACUAUGUUUGGUAUUAGGGGAAAGAAGUUACAUUUUUCAUCUUCUUAUGUUCAUAAAGCAUCUUCCAUUGCCAAAUCCCCUAGUUUGUAUUCUAUGGAGAGAGAAGAGGAAGACUGUGUAAUCUUUUCUGAAGGAAUAAUAGAGGAAUACCUAGCCUUCGACCACACUGAUAUGGAAGAGGGGUUUCAAGGAAAGAAAUUACAAGCAGCUCCAGAGAAACAGAAAUUAGGAUACCCUCCCAUUGCUCCAUUUUACUGCAUGAAAGAGGAUGUCCUUGCUUAUGUGUUUGACGACGUAUGGAGCAAGGUUCUGAAUUGUAUGGAGCAGCUGACACGUAGUCAUUGGGAGGGAUUGGCUUCUGAUGAUGAGAGUAAUGUUGCAAUCACCAGACCAGCUUCAGAAAGCCCCUGUGUGCUGAGCGAACCACAACCUUUGGUGUUACCUCGAGUGCCACAGUUGAAGGUGCCGUCCAUCACCUCAAAUCCAAUGAAUCUCUGUCAAGCAGGAAGUGGUCAUCAGCCAAACGUGAAUGGUCUCUUGGUUCAUGGGAUGCCUCUACAGCCAAGAAAUCUCUCCCUAAUGGACAAACUACUAGAUCUUGAUGACAAGUUACUUAUGAGACCUGGAUCCAGUACCAUCCUUUCAACUCGAAAUUGGCCAAAUCGAGCCCUGGAGCUUAGUACAUCAGCUCUAUCAUACACAGUACAGUCUGCCAGGAGACGCAAUCCCCCACCACGUACCCUUCAUCCCAUCAGCACAAGCCAUUCACGCGCUGGAACGCCAAGACCUGUGGAAGAAAUACUCAGAGGAUCCCGAGUCCCAGUAGCCGCUGACUCGCUCUCUCCCUCACCAAUGCCCCUGAGCCGAAACAAUCUGCUGCCCCCUAUUGGCACAGCUGACGUGGAACACUUGAGCACCGUGGGGCCACAAAGGCAAAUGAAAACCCACGGCGACUCCAGUCGAGCUCGAAGUGCGGUGGUGGAUGAGCCUAACCAUCAGCAGCCCCAGGAGAGGCUCCUUCUACCGGACUUCUUCUCCAGGCCCAACACAACUCAAUCAUUUUUGCCAGAUACACAGUAUCAUCAUUCAUGUGCUGUUGAGUAUCCUCAUCAGGCCCGACCUCGUAGAGGAUCUGCAGUGACAGGUCCUCAGUUACAUGGGUCUACAAAAUCUCAAAACAGAGGUGGACCAGUCUCUAGAAGCAGGCAGGGGCCAUAGGGGAAAUGAGAAGAAACUGCUUCAGGCUGCAGGGAACAACGUGAGAAAAAUUCAUGAAUCAGUGUUCAGUCAUCUUGUGUCACAAAGCUUGUAUACAAGAGACCACUUAAAACCGUCUUCAUGAAGUGUUAAUCUGGUAUAACUGACUGAGAAAAAAAGAGGAUCCGCCAAAAAUUACAAGGGUACUGUUUCUCUCUCCAGUUCCUGUCUUCCUUCAGCCUAAGUUAGCCUAUUCCACUGGACUUAAAAUUUGUACCCAAAGAAGUAACAAAUGAAUUAUUAUCCCCAAAUCUCA
Molecule: messenger RNA, 2258 nt
Organism: Lutra lutra (Eurasian river otter)
Lineage: Eukaryota; Metazoa; Chordata; Mammalia; Carnivora; Mustelidae
Gene: FAM149B1
Product: family with sequence similarity 149 member B1
Exons: 14
Coding region: 311-1963 (550 amino acids)
Biological process (GO): protein localization to cilium; cilium assembly
Source: RefSeq, a predicted model, not a curated record